Molecule: messenger RNA, 2174 nt
Organism: Lepisosteus oculatus (spotted gar)
Lineage: Eukaryota; Metazoa; Chordata; Actinopteri; Semionotiformes; Lepisosteidae
Gene: parm1
Product: prostate androgen-regulated mucin-like protein 1
Cellular component (GO): early endosome; late endosome; plasma membrane
Source: RefSeq, a predicted model, not a curated record
CCAUCUGUCCUAAUCACAGAUCAUUGCCUCUCCAAUACAGUACUGUGAGCGCAACAAGACCGCGCAGAAAGUCUAAUUUUAGCUCGAUCCAUUCUAGGAAGCGGACUCAAAAAACCACCCUCAAGUUUCUCAACAGUUGGAAGAAGGCAAGAAAGAUGAUACGAAAAAUUACUUUGGCAGCGUUUAUUCUGACAACAGGUUUUUUGGUGGUUGGUAAAGCUACUAUUCAGCCUUCAAUGGGACCAACGGAAAAUUUGUCAGUGACCACAAGUCAGCCUUCUACAGCACAGGAACCCACUUCUUCUGAAAUUCCAGAUAAUGUAUCAACAACUGCUCUUCCCCACUUGACAAGCAUGCCUCUGACACAGUCUACCAGACCACUCUCUUCAAGCAUUACAUCAAAACCAGAACAUUCCCCUACAGAAAAUACUAUUGCGACUGAAACACAGACUACCACCCCUACAGCAGUUUCCAUGAUCAAUGGAACCUCCGAAAGUAGCCUUGCAGUAGCAACCUCUCCAAAAACAGCUAACAGUUCAGCAGCAAUCUCCUCAUUAACUACUGAGGCAGCUACCACCACAGUAGCAGGGUCAGCACACUCUCCCAGUGUGGGAUCAUCCACAGUUUUACGAUCAACAGUAACACACCCAAAUCCGGUGUUUAACACAUCUUUAGCAACAACGAUGGCAAGCAGACCGCCUUCUACUACUGUGCUUAGUCUGGGGACUGCCCAGGGUGAAAAGCAUGAACAACAUUCCCCAGAGGCUCUCAGUGCAGGGAGUGUAAUAGCAAUUGUGAGUGCAGUUAUCGCUAUUGUAGUUCUGGUGUUUGGGGCAGCCUACUACCUUAAGAUGAGGCGUGCUACAUAUGGCAGGCUUCUGGACGACACUGACUACGGAUCAGUGGGGAAUUUUAACAAUCCUCUCUAUGAGAACUAAUAAUGACGGUCGGCUGUCCAAGAGGCUGCAGCUGCUGCACUUGGUUAACCAAACCAAGGGUGUGGACUGAAAGAACAAUCAAUCCUCAGUUUGGUUUCAUUUUUAAAUGUAAGAUGUAAGGGGUGUAAGAAAAUUAAUACUUUAAACUUUUCUACUGUUUCGCUUUUUAUGUGACACAGAUCAAUUCUGAUGGCAACAUUAUUCCACAAACUGCCUGCUUUUCCUAUGCAUAGCAGAAUAAAUCUUCUGAUUCUGAUUUGUUACAAAGAAGAUUAAAAGUGUGGAAAAAUAUAUUCAUAUUUAUUAAGUUUAUUUUUGUCAGAUUUCAGAAAUAAGUGCCUGUCUGGGUCUAAUCUGUUAAAUUAGGAAUGGAAAAUACUUGUGAAAAUGCAUUUACAUCUCUCAAGUGUUGUGCAAAUACAAUGUAAAAAAUCAAGUAUAUUCACAUUAGAUUUAAUGACACUUGAAAUGUACCAGUGUGAAGAGCUCAAAACUGUUUUUUCUCUGUUUCCAGGCAGCGUUCAGCUUAAGAAAUUCUAUUUUUUUAGGCCUUCUCUGCUCAGUGUACAUAAACAAAAAUGAGUUUGUAGUAUCAACGCAUUGUACCUCUCACAUUUAAAAUGUCUUGCUUUUCCACCGUAUCACAGGUCUAGAAAUAAUGGAGUUUCCAUUAUUCUCCCUUUUUUAAAGAUUGUUGCUAAUCAAAGUUCCCAUUAGGUAAGUAAAUGAGAUGAGCUUCUUCAAGCACAAUGAGAGAAUAAUACAGUGUGUGAACUUCCCCUCUCUGAAGCAAUCCAGUGUCUAUGUUAAUACAAACGUAUAUGAUUGAUAAAUAGGCAACAUCGUUUUAAUAAAAAAAAUAGAGCAAUGAAAGAAAGUAAAGAGUCACCUGUGAACUCCUUUUUUAGGGCAGCUUAUGAAUAUUUCACUGCCAGACAAACAGGACAUGCUGAAAACCAACAUUAUUGAAUCUUUUUAAACCUUGCUGACUCCCCCCUUAGGUCUGUCAAUACCUAGAAGCUGAUCAACACUGUCUUACAUCAGGAUUAGAAAAGAAAAGAUUACAAGUCAUAAUGGAAAAAUGGAUAAUGUGCACUGUGUCAAAAUAUUGUAAUUUGUAUAGUCACAUGUUCUUAAACAUUGAUGUACAUAUGUCUCUCUUGUUUUUUAAAUUGUUAAUGCUGUUUCUGGGAUAUUAUGUGGUAAAGUAUAACUGUGAAUAAAUUAUUACUGCUA